CGUCGACCGCGUCUUGGCUGCGUUUGGAGCUCUCGGCGGGUUGCCUCAAUGAGCUUGUGCCAUUCCGGCGACCGGUUGCUGUUGAUGCCACGGUCUUGGCGUCUCAUUCGAUGCUCUUUAUAAGGCCAGCUCGUCCUCUCUCGCAAUCGGUCGGGUGCUUAUCCUGCUUUGCCUCUGCUCGUCCACGCCCUAUCAGCCACUUCACCACACAGAUCUCGACAGCCAGAGCUUUCUGCGAACCGACCUCAGCUCCAGACCACCACAGCCAAUCGCCAAGAUGAAGUACACCAUCAUCGCAUCCUUCCUCGCCGCCCUUGUGGCCGCCGAGACCAUCGAUCAGCUUGUUGCCGAGAUUCCUACCUGCGCAGUCACUUGCUUUCGUGAUGGUGCCCAGUCGGUCAACUGCGAUAUCACCGACUUUGCUUGCUCUUGCGGAAAGGUUGAGCAGCUCACAGCCACGGUCGUGCCCUGCCUUGCCUCGUCUGGCUGCAGCGGCGCCGAUCAAGCCACGGUACUCCAGCUCGCAUCUCAGAUCUGCGCCCAGGUCGCCGCAGGAGGCACAUCGUCCGGCACCGCCUCGGCCGGCUCCGUCACUGCCGCAGCGACCACAGCUUCCGGCACUUCCACUUCCUCCCGCAGCGGCACCGCAACAGGGGCUGCCGUCACCACUACAACGUCACCAGCCGCCGCCGGCCGGGCCCAGGUCGCUGGCUGGGCUGGAGCCAUCGCCGCUGCCGCCGCGUUCGCUCUCUAAAGUCUCCUCUUUGACCUAACCAUGGCUUUGAUUUAUCGACCUUUUUACUUCAUCCCUUGUAUUUGAUAUACUCAAUGCAAGAGGAAAGAUUGCGGACUGCGGAGUUUAGCGGGAAAAAGAGGAAUAACCAGCACACCUGACAAUGGAGGUCUUGUUGUAGUUGUACGCGCA
Messenger RNA from Colletotrichum phormii, 925 nucleotides. RefSeq lists its product as uncharacterized. The coding region runs from base 278 to 754 and encodes 158 amino acids. The record is from RefSeq and is a predicted model, not a curated record. Lineage: Eukaryota; Fungi; Ascomycota; Sordariomycetes; Glomerellales; Glomerellaceae. The transcript is spliced from 2 exons.